Molecule: messenger RNA, 4688 nt
Organism: Ostrinia nubilalis (European corn borer)
Lineage: Eukaryota; Metazoa; Arthropoda; Insecta; Lepidoptera; Crambidae
Exons: 30
Coding region: 228-4688 (1486 amino acids)
Cellular component (GO): cilium
Source: RefSeq, a predicted model, not a curated record
CUCCGGUCUUACACAAUAAUUUAUUAGGACUAAUUUACUGCAAAAAGAUUUUCAUUUCGCAUUCCAAUUUCGAAUUUCAUUAUGUUUCGAACGCGUUUUACUUUUUUUAGUUGCGCAUUUUCCGUAAUGGCGUAAAAAUGUGUUUUGUCGCCGGCCAGUUUUAUAGUGUGUAGUGCGAGAUGGCUGAGGUACUGCGGAUCUUGGUGAAGAGGUGAUGAGAUAUAAAAAUGCCAAAGAGGAUACCAUUCCACGUCGUCUAUGCCACAAGUGAAGACAGCUCGUACCCGGCAUGCGAGCUCAACGCACAGGGCCCGGCGGCGCGCGGCUGGCGCAGCGUGGGCGCGCCGCCGCACGAGCUGCUGCUGCGGCUGGCCAGCGUCACGCAGGUGCACAAGCUGCAGCUGCUGGCUCACCACCAGCUCAUCCAUGACUUCAUGAUGAAGGGUGUCGUGGCCAGUAUAUGCUCCUCAUGCUAUUGGGUACUCUGGGCCAACGCGCAGGGCCCGGCGGCGCGCGGCUGGCGCAGCGUGGGCGCGCCGCCGCACGAGCUGCUGCUGCGGCUGGCCAGCGUCACGCAGGUGCACAAGCUGCAGCUGCUGGCGCACCAUCAGCUCAUCCUCUUGCCCAACGCGCAAGGCCCGGCGGCGCGCGGCUGGCGCAGCGUGGGCGCGCCUCCGCACGAGCUGCUGCUGCGGCUGGCCAGCGUCACGCAGGUGCACAAGCUGCAGCUGCUGGCGCACCACCAGCUCAUCCUCUUGCUCAACGCGCACGGCCCGGCGGCGCGCGGCUGGCGCAGCGUGGGCGCGCCGCCGCACGAGCUGCUGCUGCGGCUGGCCAGCGUCACGCAGGUGCACAAGCUGCAGCUGCUGGCCCACCAUCAGCUCAUCCUCUUGCUCAACGCGCAAGGCCCGGCGGCGCGCGGCUGGCGCAGCGUGGGCGCGCCGCCGCACGAGCUGCUGCUGCGGCUGGCCAGCGUCACGCAGGUGCACAAGCUGCAGCUGCUGGCCCACCACCAGCUCAUCCUCUUGCUCAACGCGCAGGGCCCGGCGGCGCGCGGCUGGCGCUGCGUGGGCGCGCCGCCGCACGAGCUGCUGCUGCGGCUGGCCAGCGUCACGCAGGUGCACAAGCUGCAGCUGCUGGCCCACCAUCAGCUCAUCCGUGAGUACUGUUCCUGGUUUGAAAGGGCCAGCGUGGAGAGCUGGACACUAGAUGACUUCAUGAUGAAGGAUGUCGUGGUCAGUAUAUGCUCCUCAUGCUAUUGGCUAGUCUUGCUCAACGCGCAGGGCCCGGCGGCGCGCGGCUGGCGCAGCGUGGGCGCGCCGCCGCACGAGCUGCUGCUGCGGCUGGCCAGCGUCACGCAGGUGCACAAGCUGCAGCUGCUGGCGCACCAUCAGCUCAUCCUCUUGCUCAACGCGCAGGGCCCGGCGGCGCGCGGCUGGCGCAGCGUGGGCGCGCCGCCGCACGAGCUGCUGCUGCGGCUGGCCAGCGUCACGCAGGUGCACAAGCUGCAGCUGCUGGCGCACCAUCAGCUCAUCCCGGCGUGCGUGGAAGUCCUGGUGUCUGGCGGGCUCAUCUCCGAAGGCGCGGCGACUCCAUGCGGCGCGACAUACACCAGCGUUGGCCGCGUCACUCUAGCUCGGCCUACUUCUCAAGCCAGGACCAGGGAACUCAGAUCAGCAGCAUUGCCCGAGCCCACAGUAGCGCGUUUUGUAAAACUCAGACUAUCCGGCCCACAUCCACCAGCAACAGACGAUGAUCAGGUAGCACUAAUGGCAGUGAACGUCCUCGGCGAAGAAGUGGAAGAAGCGGAGAAGUCCACGCCGACAUCGGCCAAGGCCGAGCCAAGUUACUCUCCAUACGACGACUUGGCCUUCGUGAUGUACGUCGACACGGAGAUAGCGGACUUGGUCAGGACCUUGGAUGAGAAGAAGAAGAACGCUGUUGCUGAGGAGCGCUUCGAAUACGCCCGCCGGCUCAAAUCCGCAGGCUCUGCUCUCGCAGCCGCCGGAAUCCGCAUCGGGCGCUGGCGGCUGCGUAAGCGCACAGCGGCGGCGCGGGACGACUUUGAACUGGCGAGACGCAUGAGGGACAGGAUCGCUGAUGCUUUGGCUGGGGUUAAAGAGGACCCACAGCUGUGUAGACUGUUUGAAGAAGAAGGGCCGGAUUCCCGCAACGACUCGUCCAUGCCGCAAGAGUACGACUUCUCCCACCACCUGUCGCCGUCCGUAGUGGCUGGCUCGCUCAGCCUGGACAUCCCCUCGCCGGUACCGCCGCUGGAGGAGCCGGAACAGCAGGAGUACGCGAAUGGAGAUGAGGAGGAAGUCACCAAUAUGCCUAGUUCUCCCGUCCAAACGUUACAAGAAGACAUCCGACCGAUAUCUCGCGAACCGACCCCACCACCACCACCACCGCAAGAAGACAAAGUUGACAAAGCCCAGAAGAAGAUAGAAGAAGAAGUUCACAGGAAGAUAGAAGACGAACUGAGGAAAGAGACUGAUAGCCCAAGGAGGAGUAUUACGCCAAAUGCUGCCAAUGGUACUUUAGUAAGACGUAGAAAUAAAAGUGCAGGACCUAGGUCUACAUUCGAAGCUUAUGAAGAGAGGCUGCUACCAGCUCUGAGGCACUCUCCAAAGAACCAGAGCUUUGACCAAAGCUCGCAUACCAAUGAGUACCUCCGGGAGGCUCGUGAGGAGGAAUGCAGUGGGGGCAGCGCCGCGUCACACCCUAGACAGCUGCAGCCUCACAAACUGAAUGAGAGGGAGAGGAAGCAAGCUGCUUUGCCGAUACUCAUCUUUGGAUACCCUCUGGUAGAGAAGUUCUACUCCAAGAACUACCUAGACAAAGAAGAAGGCCUAGCACGCCUCCGGGCAGAACUGACGUCACCAUCCAAUGGAAGCACCAAGACGUCUCCCAACAAGACAGCCCGAGCAGCUGCCCUGCUGCUGCAGAGGACCUUGAGGGAUAAGGUCUUCUCUGUGUACAGCCAGGCCAAUGAGGUGGUCAGGGUGCUGUUUCAAGACUUCGUCCCUGACAGAGUGUGCGCGGCAGAAGUGGGUCGAUGCUUAGAGAAACUUCUCCCAGAACUGCUUCGAGCCUGCGGGGACCCCGCUCCCCGCGUCCACUCUACUGCCCAGCACACUGUCUUGACUGUCGCUGACUGUCCCCAAGUCAGGAGCCUCCACAUCAUCCCGCAACAGCUGGUCCGUCCGGUGGCCGCGUCCAUGCACCCUCGCCUGGCGCUCUCCCGUCUACAAAUGCUGGAACAACUGCUGCUCAGCCACGGGAUAUCCACUGAUAAGAACAGCGGGCUCACAGUCCGCCGCCUAGCAGAAUGCGGCGCAGCAGGCGCGCAGCACGCAGCAGGCGCAGUGCGCGCGGCAGCGGAGCGCGUGCUCCUAGCAGCAUACGCGCGUUCCCCGCGCGUGGUGCGCGCGCAACUCCCGCCUGACGACGCCGUCACGCGCAGAAAUCUCAUCUACCGACAUCUGUUCCAGCAGUUCGAUAGGAUUGAUAUGCAGAAAAUGCUCAACCAGGCUCCGACAGAGGAACAACUACUAAACGGAGACCAGUCCAUGGCGGAUUCAUCGCUGGAGACCGCCAGCGUCACUCAGUCCACCCGCAGUGGCACCACCAGCGGUAUGACAGCGUCUUUCGGGAUGUCUUCUUCUGUCGGCGCCACUUCUUCUUACAGCCUGAAGUCUAUGGCGUCUUCUGGAGGAACAUUAGCACCAUCAAGCCUCAGCGGAAGCUACACAACAUCCAGAACGAAAAGCAGCCUGAAGAAAUCCCCUACAAAGCGGUACACCCCUUCAAGAACUGCGAAAGACUUCUCCAACUACCCUGGGUACAACAAACUGAGGCUGGACAGCGCCGUCAGUCCGAAGCACUCGCCUAGAUCUACUGUCAGCGCUUCUGAGAAGGUAAGGGUGCACUUCCAAGAGGGUCAGACCUCCGAGGUGGUCCUCCGACGCGCCAGCCGCAACGCAGAGAACCGGCACUCCAUGAUCCACUACGACCACGAGCCCUCCAAGCCACAGCUCAAGGAACGCCCCGUCACGGUCUACGAGCCACUGCACAUAGAUUACAGGGACUCUCCUACGUUAGGGUCCCCAAAAACCUCCAAAAACGACGUCCGCAGCAUGGAUUCUCUCCCCAUGGAUUCCCCCCAGAUGUCCAGGAACGAUCUUCGUUGCGACUCUGACUGUCGGAGUCUGGAUUCGCCCAAGGUCAAAGCAGAGUACUUCAGGGAAAGCGUUCUGGAAUCCCCGAAGCUGGUGGCUGGGUUACGGAAUCUACACCUGGAUGACCACAGCCAGAUGGAUGAGAGCGGGUAUUACAGUCCUGGUAGACGACAGCAAAUGGUGAGCAGCGACCAUCAGUACGAAGGCUACGACGGAGGCCCGGUAGAUGUGCCCAGCGACAAUACCCCAGAACCGAUUUGCCAUACAACGUGCACGUGGUGCGGGCGGCGCGUGCGCGCGGAUGCCUUAGAGGCGCACUACUGGCGGCGCUGCGUGCUGCUGGCGUAUCUUAGCCAUGUUACAACGUGCACGUGGUGCGGGCGGCGCGUGCGCGCGGAUGCCUUAGAGGCACACUACUGGCGGCGCUGCGUGCUGCUGGCGCGCUGCCCGCGCUGCCGCGUGGCCUUGGAGGCCAGGGUGCUGCACCAACACUUGCUGGGAAACUAG